Drosophila santomea is the source of this 788-nucleotide messenger RNA. RefSeq names its product nuclear protein 1. Gene Ontology annotation, biological process: negative regulation of cell cycle; regulation of transcription by RNA polymerase II; negative regulation of cell population proliferation. NCBI's taxonomy places the organism in Eukaryota, Metazoa, Arthropoda, Insecta, Diptera, Drosophilidae. The transcript has a single exon. Gene Ontology annotation, cellular component: nucleus. Bases 158 to 367 code for a protein of 69 amino acids. The record is from RefSeq and is a predicted model, not a curated record.
GGCCGAAAAAAAUUCAAUUCCGUUCGCAACUCAGCGAAAAGUGAACCAAAAAAAAGCAGUAAAGAAAUCCGGAAAGCAGCCUGCAAAUUUGCAGAGAAAAAAAAAAGCAGAGAAUCAGCCAAGAACGCAGUUAGUUUUGCAACUUUAAAUCGCCAUUAUGUCUGAGGCCCACUUCGAUGAGUACGAGCACUACAACUUCGACCAUGACAAGCACAUCUUUUCCGGACACAGCGGCAAGCAGCGCAACAAGAGGGAGGCUAAUGAGCACACCAAUCACUUCGAUCCCUCCGGUCAUUCCCGCAAGAUUUUGACCAAGCUGAUGAACACCAACAACAACAACAAGAAGGCCGCCGCCUGCAAGAACUGAUGCAGGGCAUCGACGGGGGCGGUGGAGCAGGAGAAAAAGAAGUAACGGGGACACGUUGAAAGGAGAAACGAAAUCUUCGAAUUUAAAAGGAAAGCAAAGGAGAGAAGCAGAAUAAGAAGAAGAAAACAGCAGCAACUUUGCUGGAAGGAAAGAAAGAAAAACAAAAGCCAGCUGGAAAUACACAUUGCAUUUGUGUUGUGCAUUGGCUUUUCAUGCGGCGCUAAACUUUGUGAACGUUAUAAUAAUUUUAUUUCGCUUAUAAUUUCACAAACACAAAAAAAAACAACACUACUCUUAGCUUCUAAUAUAUUCCUAAACUAAUUCAGACUUGCAAGUUUUAGUUGCUAAGCAUUAGAGCGUUUCAAAUUAUGAAGUUUGAUUUAGGUAUUACUUAUAAAAUAAAGAGAAAACCAAAACUGAA